Opisthorchis viverrini is the source of this 1015-nucleotide messenger RNA. RefSeq lists its product as hypothetical. The transcript is spliced from 4 exons. The record is from RefSeq and is a predicted model, not a curated record. Lineage: Eukaryota; Metazoa; Platyhelminthes; Trematoda; Opisthorchiida; Opisthorchiidae. Bases 1 to 720 code for a protein of 239 amino acids. Gene Ontology annotation, molecular function: RNA binding.
AUGGCAGAGUUGAACCUAUCGAAGGAAAGAGCCGAAGAACUUCAGAAAAUUAGGGCAACACUCCCCUCAUUUUCACAGCCGAAUUCUUUAGAAAAAGAACUGGCGAAACUUCCAACAGAGAAGCCGUUCCGGGCAUUUGUUCACAACAUGGUUUUCUCAGCCACAGAGAGUGAUGUCGCGAACAUAAACUUGGUUGGUGGGGAAACUGGAUCUCGUGGUUUCUGUUUCGUGGACUUUGCCACACGAGAUGAUUUGGCGAAGGCACUUGAACGGAACGACGCCCCUCUUUGUGGUCGACCUCUCAGUGUCCGAAUUGCGGACCCCAACACUAGUGAUAGAUCCGGGGGAUUCGGUCGUGACCGCUACGGUGGGGGAAGGCGCACUGGCGGGGGUUAUGAUCGCCCUCGUGGAAGUUACCGACCAGCGUCUCUGCGUGAUGAGCUGCCGGAACCGACUUCUGGAGGUACAGGUGAAUGGCUGCGUGGAUCUACCGUCGGCCGUGCCACAGAACCGCGAACAUCUUUUGGCUUCAAUCGAUCGGUUCCUACUGAACCAACUCCAGAUCGGCCUAGGCUGAACCUUCUUCCUCGUACUGUACCAAUUACCUCCGGGAAGGAAGAACCUAGUCGUGAUCCCAAGAUUUUCGGUCUUGCCAAGCCAGUUGAUACAACGUUUAAAGAUAGGGAAAUUGAAGAACGUUUGAAUCAGUGUGCUCAGUAGCACUACUGUACAUCGAAACAGCACCCGAGUGUAAUUUUUUACUUUACUGCCCAUUGCUUGACCACAGUCCAGAGUUGCCUGCUGUCUGAAAGUAAACUGCGAUGAUUUUGGUUUGUCAAAGUCCUCCUUCCUACUUUGUAUGAUAUCACACUGUUUCCAGGUCUCUGUCACCUGUCCUUGACCGCUAAUGUGCUCUCUACUACCUAGUAUGUUCAGAGUCCACAAUUUGUUUUUCUUUCUUCCCUGUGAAAAAUCUGUUUGCAUCGGGAUGCGUACACGAACGGUUCAGUGAAAC